AUGGGAUUUCGACGAAAAGAGUGGGUUAGGCUGGCAAAUGGAGCUGUGCCAUCGGUGCAUGCAAGUCCACCUGCAAAAUCUGGCAGGAGUGAAGAGUCUAACGUUAAUGUUAGCACUAGCAGAGAAUCUGCGCGUCGAAAACGGGAGCUUUGCACAAUUUUGGGAGAGAGUGCUGCCUGCAAAGACGGGGCGGGUGCAACUGCCACUUCAGAUCCUGAUGGAGAUGGAGACAUCUCUACAAUGGACCCUGACCCAGAACUGGUCGAUCGUGGAUCACAGUGCAACAUAAGAUGUGUUCAGGUAAAGCCUCAGAUGGUGGAUGUGGGGAAUCAAACCGAAAGGUUUGAGCAUCGCAGAUCAACUCCACUGGCCAGUCCUGAACAAAGUGAUGAUGAAUGGUCAUUUUCUGAUAUUGUCAACCAUUCUGGUGAUAUGUCAUGGAGUCCAGGGGAGGAGAUGUUGAGAGAGUCCUCUGAGGAGGAACCAGAAGAGCUGGAAUCUCACAGUGACCCAAAUGCUGUUGACAAGUUCAUUGUUUGCCAGAGGCAGUUGCUGUCCUUGUUCACAGUUUGCCCUGCAUGCUGUGGGGAAACCCAGGGACACAUAAUGCACCCGGAAGGAACUUUCAUAAAAGUCAAGCAGGCCUGCGGAACUUGUGGCUAUGAGCGUUACUGGCAAAACCAAGAGAAGGUGCAUCGAAACAUGCCUGUCUGCAACCUUUUACUCAGUGGAUGCUGA
Molecule: messenger RNA, 738 nt
Organism: Carassius carassius (crucian carp)
Lineage: Eukaryota; Metazoa; Chordata; Actinopteri; Cypriniformes; Cyprinidae
Exons: 6
Coding region: 1-738 (245 amino acids)
Source: RefSeq, a predicted model, not a curated record